AUGAUUUUCAUUCUUUUCCUCUUAACUCUUCUCUCAUCACAUUCUACAUCCAAUGCUUCUGUAGUAGAUUUCUGUGUAGCAGAUUUAUCUUCUGCACAAACCAUUUCAGGCUUUCCCUGCAAAUCAUCAUUAUCAGUUACAAUCAAUGACUUUGUUUUCUCAAACUUCAAUCCAGGAAACACUUCAGAUAACCCUCUUCUUAGAGCUUCGGUUACCGCUGCAGCAGUUCAUCAGUUUCCCGCCGUAAACGGUCUCGGCAUAUCAGCCGCACGAUUAGACUUAGACAUCGGCGGCAAUGUCCCGAUGCAUUUACAUCGCGGCGCGUCCGAGAUAUUGAUGAUUGUACAAGGUCGUAUAACUGUUGGUUUUAUUUCUUCAGAUAAUGCUGUUUUUGUUAAGACACUUUCUAAAGGUGAAAUUAUGAUUAUUCCACAAGGCUUGUUGCAUUUUCAAUUUAAUGCUGGAAGGAGUAAAGCUACAGCUUUUCUUGCUCUAAGUAGCUCAAGCCCUGGUGCACAACUUCUUGAUGUUGCUUUGUUUGGAAAUAAUUUGAGUUCUGCUAUUGUGGAGAAAACUACUUUGCUUGAUCCUGCUCAAGUUAAAAAGCUUAAGGCUAUUUUUGGUGGGAGUGGCUAGAUUUAAUUUGUAUAUACCGACAAUGUAAUUUUUUUUAUACAUGUAUCCAAUCAAAUCACUCGAUGAUGUCUCUUUUUUAGGCUUGUUCCUAACAAAUGUCAAUUUGUUAUGAUUUGAUUGGAUGUUUGUAUUAAAAAGUUACUUAAUCGGUGUAUAGAAAUUAAUCUCGUUUAAGUAUUUAGUUUUGUUGCUUUAUUAUUCAAACAAAUGUUGUUUGGAAAUUGUUCAGUCAUUUAAUUCCAAUAAUAAAAAUUGCAAGUGUGUUUUUUC
Molecule: messenger RNA, 906 nt
Organism: Trifolium pratense (red clover)
Lineage: Eukaryota; Viridiplantae; Streptophyta; Magnoliopsida; Fabales; Fabaceae
Product: auxin-binding protein ABP20-like
Exons: 1
Coding region: 1-636 (211 amino acids)
Cellular component (GO): cell wall
Molecular function (GO): manganese ion binding
Source: RefSeq, a predicted model, not a curated record